Messenger RNA from Fusarium odoratissimum NRRL 54006, 1009 nucleotides. RefSeq names its product alcohol dehydrogenase. NCBI's taxonomy places the organism in Eukaryota, Fungi, Ascomycota, Sordariomycetes, Hypocreales, Nectriaceae. The record is from RefSeq and is a predicted model, not a curated record. The coding region runs from base 87 to 875 and encodes 262 amino acids. The transcript is spliced from 3 exons.
CCGAACAGUAUGCCCCUGUUAAAAUAGUCAAUAAGAAGUAUUCUUGAUAAGAGGAUACAGAUACAGGUAUAGGAAAGUGAAAGACCAUGUCUAUGUCCAAAGUUGCACUGGUCACCGCUGCAAGCAGUGGUCUCGGUGCAGCUAUUGCUCGCAUGCUAGCCGUCGACCUAGGAAUGAACGUCGUGAUCAACUUCAACAGCAACGAAUCUCGCGCCAAAAGACUAGUCCGAAGGCUACAAUCCGAAUGCGAAGAAACGCACGCAGGCUCAAACAUCUCCAUACAGGCCAUUCAAGCAGAUACGUGUGACAAGCUGCAGAUCAAAUCACUUGUGAACGAGGCAGCAUCGAGGUUUGGGGGUCGUCUAGAUGUUGUUAUAUCCAAUGUUGGUUGGACAAGGAUGCGCCAGUUCUCGGACCUUGACGAUAACGUUGACGAGGACGACUGGGACCGCUGCUAUGUUGCCAAUGUGAAGAGUCACCUGUGGCUUUUUCAUGCAGCGAGGCGGUAUCUCGAGGAAAGCAACGAGCGAGAAGCUGGAGUGCCCGUUUUUGUGUCUACAGCUAGCUUGGCAGGGGUGAUUCCCAGCGGAAGUAGUUUGCCGUAUGCUGUUACAAAAGCUGCCCAGAUCCACCUCGGCAAUUGUCUUGCCAAAAUAGCUGCGCCGUCAAUCAGGGUGAACACCAUUUCUCCAGGCAUAUUACUUACGGAAUGGGGUCUAUCUUUUCCCGCAGAUCGACUUGAAGUUGCUCGCAACACGAAUAAGUUGGGGCGUUUUGCGACGGUUGAAGAUGUUGCAGAGCAAGUCAAAGCUUUUGUCGUGUCGAAGUCAGUAACUGGACAGAACGGGGUCAUCGAUGCAGGCUUUGGCUUAUGAGAAGGCAUUCAUUUGCUUGCCGGAGAAGAUAGAACUCCAAGUUCCCUCAAACGACGUGGUUGUGGACUUACUGGAAUAAUGGAGAAGCACUUGCAUAUUCUUCGUCACGUUGACAUUAAAAUGUAUGCAUUAUG